GCAUCAGCCUGCUGCCUUCAGUCUAAGCCCUCUUGCCAACCAUGGUGGGUCUCUCCGAUCUCCCAUCACCUUAUUGGAGAUGCCCAGAGCUAAUCCUCUUACUGGUUCAUGAUUUAUAGUGUGCCUUAAUCUCCAGACUCCAAGGCAGAUGCACUAUCAUCUUCUGACUGUGGGGACAUGAACAGACUUGUUUAAAGGGGCUGCGCUGGGCUGACUGAGGUGGUCAGGAGGAAGGCGGCAGGCUGCUCAGAAAAUGAAGGCGCUUCUGCUGCUGGUCCUGCCCUGGCUGAGCCCUGCUAACUACAUUGACAAUGUGGGCAACCUGCACUUCCUGUACUCGGAACUCUGCAAAGGUGCCUCCCACUAUGGCCUGACCAAGGACCGGAAAAGGCGCUCACAAGAUGGCUGCAGCGACGGCUGUGCCAGUCUCACAGCAGGGCCGCUCUCCCCAGAGGUUUCGGCCGCUGCCACCAUCUCCUUAAUGACCGACGAGCCUGGCCUAGACAACCCUGCCUACGUGUCCCCAGUGGAGGAGGGUGAGGCGGUAGCCAACCUCUCCGACUCUGGCCGGAGCAACCGAACCAGGGCACGGCCCUUUGAGCGCUCCACCAUGAGAAGCCGCUCUUUUAAAAAGAUCAACAGAGCUCUGAGUGUUCUUCGAAGGGCCAAGAGCGGGAUUACCGUUGACAACCACACCGACCAGGGCAGGGAGAACUCUGAGAACGCCACUGUCCCUGAAGCCUUCCCAAGGUUGUACCACCUGAUUCCAGAUGGAGAGAUUACAAGCAUCAAAAUCAAUAGAGUGGAUCCCAGCGAAAGCCUCUCCAUUAGGCUGGUGGGGGGCAGCGAAACCCCGCUGGUUCACAUCAUCAUUCAGCAUAUCUACCGUGACGGAGUGAUUGCCAGAGAUGGGCGGCUGCUGCCGGGAGACGUCAUUCUCAAGGUCAAUGGAAUGGACAUCAGCAAUGUCCCUCAUAACUACGCCCUGCGGCUCCUGCGGCAGCCCUGCCAGGUGCUGCGGCUCACGGUGCUGCGCGAGCAGAAGUUCCGUAGCAGAAGCAAUGGACAGGCACUGGAGUCCUAUGGACCUCGGGACGACAGCUUCCACGUAAUUCUCAACAAAAGCAGCCCUGAGGAGCAGCUUGGCAUUAAGCUGGUGCGCAGGGUGGACGAGCCUGGCGUAUUUAUCUUCAACGUGCUAAAUGGCGGUGUCGCCGACCGACACGGCCAGCUAGAGGAGAAUGACCGUGUGCUGGCCAUCAACGGACAUGACCUUCGGUUCGGCAGUCCGGAAAGUGCAGCUCAUCUGAUUCAGGCCAGUGAAAGACGUGUUCACCUCAUCGUGUCCCGCCAGGUUCGACAGCCUAGUCCAGACAUCUUUCAAGAAGCUGGCCAGAUCAACAAUGGCCGGUGGUCCCCAGGCCCAGGGGAGAGGAACACGGUUUCUAAGCCCCUCCAUCCUGCAGCCACUUGUCAUGAGAAGGUUGUAAGUGUCCGAAAAGACCCCAGCGAAUCUCUCGGCAUGACCGUUGGAGGGGGAUCAUCACACGGGGAAUGGGACUUGCCUAUCUAUGUCAUCAGUGUUGAGCCCGGAGGAAUCAUAAGCAGAGAUGGAAGAAUAAAAACAGGUGACAUUUUAUUGAAUGUGAAUGGGAUUGAGCUCACAGAGGUCAGCCGGACAGAGGCUGUUGCCAUACUGAAGAGCACCUCCUCCUCAGUGGUACUCAAAGUCUUGGAAGUCAAGGAACAGGAGCCCCAGGAAGACUGCAGCCCAGAAGCCCUGGACUCCAACCACAACGUGACCCCACCUGGUGACUGGUCCCCAUCCUGGGUCAUGUGGCUGGAAUUACCACAGUACUUAUAUAACUGUAAAGAUGUGACCCUAAGGAGGAACACAGCAGGAAGUCUGGGCUUCUGCAUUGUAGGAGGUUAUGAAGAAUACAAUGGGAACAAACCAUUUUUUAUCAAAUCCAUUGUGGAAGGAACACCAGCAUACAACGAUGGAAGGAUCAGAUGUGGUGACAUUCUUCUCGCUGUCAAUGGUAGGAGUACGUCAGGAAUGAUACACGCUUGCUUGGCAAGGACACUCAAAGAACUUAAAGGAAGAAUUACUCUCACUAUUGCUUCUUGGCCUGGUACUUUUUUAUAAAAUCAAUGAUGGAUCUUAGAAAACAGAAAAAAGAUCACAAAUAGGCUUCGUAAAACUGUAUUUAUCUUGUCAAUUUUUAUAUUUAAAGAUUAUAAAAAAAAUGCCGGGAAAAGUAUGAUAUUAUGAAAACAAGUUACACCUCGGAAAACGUUUUCAAAAAUAAAAGCUGAUGUUUUUAUUUAGUACGGAGGAUCUCAUCACUCCAAACCUC
This is a messenger RNA of Microtus ochrogaster (prairie vole), 2360 nucleotides long. It is a transcript of the gene Lnx1, whose product is annotated as ligand of numb-protein X 1. Gene Ontology annotation, molecular function: protein binding; ubiquitin-protein transferase activity. The record is from RefSeq and is a predicted model, not a curated record. Gene Ontology annotation, biological process: ubiquitin-dependent protein catabolic process. Gene Ontology annotation, cellular component: cytoplasm. NCBI's taxonomy places the organism in Eukaryota, Metazoa, Chordata, Mammalia, Rodentia, Cricetidae.